AUGACCUAGAAAAUGAAAAAUGGGCAUAAUACAGAUUUCUUAAUACCAAGAUAAGUGCUUGAAUAUAAUUUAUAAAUAAAUAAUUUAAGGUAGUAUAUUCCUAUUAUAAUUUUGCAACUUAAACACCUUUUGUACAAUUAAUGUAGGAUGCAUUAAUUUUAGCUAAAUAUCAAGAAUAAGAUGUUUUAAUGGGUUAGAUGUAAUGGACCAUUAAAAAAUUUUAAAGUAUAUUUAAUACAAUUAGAAAUUAGAAAGCAACAUGA
This is a messenger RNA of Paramecium octaurelia, 263 nucleotides long. The record is from the annotation of a GenBank genome assembly. Lineage: Eukaryota; Ciliophora; Oligohymenophorea; Peniculida; Parameciidae.